AGCGCUGGGUCCGUGAGCACAAAGCAGGGUGGCUGCGGCCGGACAGGGCAGGGCCCUCCUCCCGCGUUGCCUGGAGCCCCGCUCGGCCCACCCCCUCCGCCUGGCCGUGGGCGGCUUCUCGAGGAGCCUCGGCGCCACAACUUAUAAUCGAGCAUGAGUCUUCUUAUGAUUAGUGAGAAUGUAAAAUUGGCCCGUGAAUAUGCAUUGCUGGGAAAUUAUGACUCUGCAAUGGUCUAUUAUCAGGGAGUUCUUGACCAAAUGAACAAGUAUCUAUACUCAGUCAAAGAUACAUACCUCCAGCAAAAAUGGCAACAGGUUUGGCAGGAAAUAAAUGUGGAAGCUAAACACGUUAAGGAUAUCAUGAAAACACUAGAGAGCUUUAAACUAGACAGCACUCCAUUAAAAGCUGCACAACAUGAGCUUCCAGCAUCUGAGGGAGAAGUCUGGUCCCUGCCGGUACCUGUUGAACGAAGACCCUCACCAGGACCUAGAAAACGCCAGUCUUCUCAGUACAGUGACCCUAAACCACAGGGUAACCGUCCAAGUACAACUGUCAGAGUUCACCGUCCAUCUGCACACAAUCUUCACAAUGACAGAGGGAAAGCUGUUCGUUGUCGGGAAAAGAAAGAACAAAAUAAAGGAAGAGAGGAAAAGAACAAAUCACCUGCUGCAGUAACAGAACCAGAGACAAAUAAAUUUGAUAGUACUGGAUAUGAUAAGGACUUAGUAGAAGCUUUGGAAAGAGAUAUAAUUUCUCAGAAUCCCAAUGUUCGAUGGGAUGAUAUUGCUGAUUUAGUAGAAGCUAAAAAGUUGCUUAAGGAAGCUGUGGUGUUACCAAUGUGGAUGCCAGAAUUCUUUAAAGGCAUUAGGAGACCAUGGAAAGGAGUGUUGAUGGUUGGCCCACCUGGCACAGGAAAGACCCUUCUUGCUAAAGCAGUAGCUACGGAAUGCAAGACAACGUUCUUCAACGUCUCUUCAUCAACUCUGACUUCCAAAUACAGAGGAGAGUCUGAGAAGCUUGUUCGUCUUCUGUUCGAAAUGGCUCGAUUUUAUUCUCCAGCCACCAUAUUUAUUGAUGAGAUAGAUUCCAUUUGUAGUCGCAGAGGGACCUCUGAGGAGCACGAGGCAAGCAGAAGGGUGAAGGCCGAGCUGCUGGUUCAGAUGGAUGGUGUUGGAGGUGCUUCUGAAAAUGAUGACCCUUCCAAAAUGGUUAUGGUUCUGGCAGCUACUAAUUUUCCCUGGGAUAUUGAUGAGGCUUUAAGACGACGUCUUGAAAAAAGGAUCUAUAUUCCAUUACCAUCAGCUAAAGGCAGGGAGGAACUAUUACGAAUAAGUCUGCGUGAGCUGGAAUUGGCUGAUGAUGUUGACCUUGCAAGUAUAGCAGAAAACAUGGAAGGUUAUUCAGGUGCGGACAUUACCAAUGUGUGCAGGGAUGCAUCCUUGAUGGCAAUGAGAAGGCGUAUUGAAGGUUUGACCCCAGAAGAAAUCAGAAAUCUUUCAAGAGAAGAAAUGCACAUGCCUACAACUAUGGAGGAUUUUGAAAUGGCUUUAAAAAAGGUUUCUAAGUCGGUAUCUGCUGCAGACAUUGAAAGAUAUGAGAAAUGGAUAUUUGAGUUUGGAUCAUGCUAAAUCUCACACGGAAACUGUGAGAAACCUGCAUUUAAGUGUUUGAAUAAUAAUUAAAUGUAGUAUUUCAUUGCA
This is a messenger RNA of Hippopotamus amphibius kiboko, 1701 nucleotides long. RefSeq names its product katanin catalytic subunit A1 (gene KATNA1). Gene Ontology annotation, biological process: microtubule severing. The record is from RefSeq and is a predicted model, not a curated record. The transcript has 11 exons. Gene Ontology annotation, molecular function: microtubule binding; ATP binding; microtubule severing ATPase activity. Lineage: Eukaryota; Metazoa; Chordata; Mammalia; Artiodactyla; Hippopotamidae. The coding region runs from base 154 to 1629 and encodes 491 amino acids. Gene Ontology annotation, cellular component: microtubule cytoskeleton.